CUUUUAUUUUGAAGCGUCAUGUUUGGGUUACGCGUUUGUUGACGCACUGAUCACAUCAUUGAAGACCUUGAGCACAUGAAAAUAAAAUCAUAACAGCACAUGUUACAGUGACCAUUAUCGACACUUUAUAAGACAUGGCUAACGUAAGGCGGAUAUUAUUUCCCUUAUAUCAGUUUGGAAACCCUCAGCUGAGAAUAUUUCGCCCUACCUUCAACAUGACCCUAGUAAGACCGGGUAAAGAACAGCCACCGGAUACAGUACAGUUUCGUAUUCCCUUGGAAAUGACAAAAUUCGAUGUGAAAAACUACCUGGAAAAGAUCUACAGCGUUCCUGUAGCAGCCGUGCGCACGAGGAUUCAGUUCGGUACAAACAAGAAAAAAAACCACUUAAACCAGCGGGUGAAGAGGCCAGAUUACAAAGUUGCAUACGUUCAACUGGCUCAGCAGCAAACUUUCCAAUUCCCAGAUAUCUUUCCCGAGAAGGAGAAGCAACACGAGGAGGGCUCUGCGGAGGAGAUGCAGGAGAAGUUCAUGGAGGACGAGCGUCAGCGGCAGAAACCAGAUCCCAGAAGAGGUGGAGUUACUGAGUGGUUUGGCCUCUAGACAGACAAGCGUUGAAUGAAGAAUGACUUCAGAGAGACAGCGACUGAAUGAAGUAUGUGGUGUAUGGUAGAUUAUGUAUUUACGCAGGAAGAGCCGUUUACAGCGAUCUGACUGGCGUCCACAGAGGGCCGUCUGCAGUGAUCUGAUCUGACUCGAUGGAAAGUGAGACACGAGAAGAUUCGAAAAUCCAAACUAGAGAGAGCUAACGUCUAGAUUGCAGACCAUCGCCUUGGCCAUGUCAUGAUAUUUUUUUAGCUUAUGUUCCUCUCCCUUGCGAACCAUUCGAAAUUUGGCAUUGCAGGGAUGUGGAGCGUGUCCAUCCAAAAUGCAUUCUCUUUACAGCGAUCUGAUAAAGUGUCUCAGUUCUCCUUGAAAAUUCAUACCGCGUUCCUCAUGGUCUUUUACACUGUGUACUUCAAUUACAAUAAAAGAGUACGACAUGA
Molecule: messenger RNA, 1045 nt
Organism: Misgurnus anguillicaudatus (oriental weatherfish)
Lineage: Eukaryota; Metazoa; Chordata; Actinopteri; Cypriniformes; Cobitidae
Gene: mrpl23
Product: mitochondrial ribosomal protein L23
Biological process (GO): mitochondrial translation
Cellular component (GO): ribosome; mitochondrial large ribosomal subunit
Molecular function (GO): structural constituent of ribosome
Source: RefSeq, a predicted model, not a curated record